This is a messenger RNA of Podarcis lilfordi (Lilford's wall lizard), 36859 nucleotides long. NCBI's taxonomy places the organism in Eukaryota, Metazoa, Chordata, Lepidosauria, Squamata, Lacertidae. The record is from the annotation of a GenBank genome assembly.
CCUAGGUUUCCGCUGCCAAGGCUUGGGAGGAGAAGGAGAAAGAGGGAAGUGAAGUGUGGAAGUGUGGCGGCUAGAGCGUCCCCUCGGCGUUCCACAGUGUUCCGCUCUAGGCCUCGAGUCCUCCGUGUGGUCUGUGGCGGCGGAGCGUUGCUGGUUCAGGAGGACUGACGGCAGCGGCGACGACGACGACGGCGGCGGAGGGGGAGGGGAAGCAAAAUGGCGGAGGCGUCGGCGGCUGCGGCGGCCGCCGUCUCCCAGCACCGCUUUUUCUGCCACAGCUGCAAGGGGGAAGUCAGCCCCAAACUGCCGGUAAGGGAGAGGCCGGGGCGGGUCUGUCUGAAUAUGCCCCCCCUUCCCUGUCUUUGAAAUAACCACAAGCGGGCGGGGUGGGGGGGAGGGGAGAGGGAGAGAGUUAGGUUAAUUCGAGAGGGGGCCCAGGACUCCAGGGUCCAUUCUUGGGACGGGGUGGGGAGGUGACGUUGCUGAGGCCAGGAUUCCUGGGUUCAUCCUUUGAAAAGUGUGGGGGGGGGGGAGGGACGAUUCAGGCCAGGACUCCUGAGUCCAUCUUUGGGAGGGGGAGGGGGAAGGGAUUUGAGGCCAGGACUUGUUGCUUCAUCUUUCUGACUGGGGGGUGUCUGGGUUCCUUGGGUCCUUUUCUCAGACUGAUUGUGGAGCCUAAGGAGUUAACAACAUGAUCCUGUACCUUGUCAUCUCAGGCCUAACCCUCAUUGAAUUCAACGAGACUAGACUCUGGGGGUCAUGUUUAUUCGAUUUGCAGCAUCUACGUAGUAUGGUGGUUUUGUUUUUCUGAACAGAGUCUCGGUGUUCUCCUGCCACAAUAUGAAAGGGCAGGGAUCUGAUUGGAAGGGUGGGGGCGGGGACAGGAGAGAGAAGGCCCCGUCCUACUUCCAUUCACCACCAGUAAUAGGAAUGGUAAGGGAUUUUAGGUUUUGAACCCCAUAUGCAACUUGAAUCCAAGUGAAGUGGGUGGUGGGGUUCAGACAGACCACAAGGUCCUAUUAUCCUUUGCUCUCAAAUGUAUUGUGUGAGGGUGGUAGUGGUGGUAAUAGAUUUGUUAUUGCUGCUACUACUACAAAAGAGAAUUGGCUUCUGUUCCUUCCCACCUUGACCAACACCAAGGUCUGGAGAAGGCAAAAGUGUAUCUGGGGAACUUGUGCCCUGUGCUGAGGGUAGAGGGCAGAGGGAAAUCAGGGCACAGACGACACUCAACUGUUAAGCCAAAAUCACAUAUAGGCAAAACACGUUGGGUUCAAUGUUGGGUUCCUAGAUGCCCACCCCCUUUUCACCUCCUUUUUAUUUAUUUAUUUAAAAACUGCUGAGUGUAUAAAGCUGAAGUGGCAGGUUACCUGCAUUAUGUUGCCCAUAUACAGAGUUCUGAGGCUGAAAGUAUGGGUGGAGGCUGCAAGGAGUUGUAGGGUUUGCUCAUACCUGCACAUCCCUUUCCCCCUUUCAGUGAUCAGUUACUCGACAGUGCAAGCCAGGGAAUGGGGUCAUUUUUCCUCCUGCCUCCAAUAUUAUUUUCCUUUCUAAAAGGGUUGUUGGGGACUCUUGGCAACAGAAAUGGUGUGUGAAACAAGGUGGAAAAAAUCUGGAGUUCUCCUGGGUCUAUAAAUUGGGAGGCUGAUGGAGAAUGGUACGGGGCCAUGGGUCCACCCACUGGAGCCAAGAGACAGAAGGGACCAAUGUCAAGGUUUUGACUCCAAUUUAGGAAAGAACAGAUAUGGAAGCAAAUGCAAUUGCAUUCCAUCAUCUUCUCAGUCCUCUUCAAAAGACAGGUAAACUAUCUUGUGGGAAGCGGGAUGAGGGAAAGGGACAGAAAAGUGGAACUAUCACUCUUCCUCUAGAGAAGAAUAAGAAGAGAAAGCAAAACAGAACACUGUUUAUCUUGCCCCAUCACAAGGGCAAGAGGUAGGCAGGGUUGGAAAGUCCCAGGUUCCUGGUUACACAGAGAUCUAAAAAGUAGUGCCAGCACUUGGGCAUUUUAAAUUACCGGUAGUUCCCCCUCUUCUGAGAAGGCAAAUGCCUUUUUUAAAAAAAGUAAAUGCAAAAAAAGUAUACAUCAAAUUAAAAACCAUUCCCCGAUGAAGUCUUAGCUGUUCAGUUACAAUAUCCUCAAGCUUGGAAUUUGGUGAGUGAAUUUUUUAGCGUGGUUCUUGUAUCUAGCCAACCUCUCAAUCAGAAUUGAUGUUGUUCACUGAUUUGAUUUCCUGUGGUGAUUGAUAAUUGCAUGUAGGCAACCAGGCAAUUCUCUAUUCCUUCUGGCCUGAAAAGGCUACUGAUGCUCAAAGGUUAGAUGGAAGGUGAAGAGUGCCUAGUGUGCAGCUGUGUUUAAUCCAGAACUGGAGCCUGAUCAUUGUCUGCCUUCAAGCAAAAUUAACACCCCUCUAUGCUACUUUCAGAAUGUAGCUAGGUCUUAACCAAUAUGUGACUGCCUCCUUAUGCAAGGUGAAGAACAGCUGCCAUUAGCAGUGGAGUCAUUCCAUUAACGCAGGAUAUCCAUAGAUGUGUUGCAGGUUAUCUAUAGCUGUGUCCUGGCUUCUGGGAGCGUGGUGGAGAGACAGCAUGUGGGGUGUUCCUGUGAGCUUCUGUCUGCAGAAUUGAGAGGCCAGCGCUUUGCUUUCCCAGUUGGCAUGGUAUGGGGGAGGAGGUGUCUAAACUCCUGUCUUGCAGGAAGAUAUUUAAAAGGUUGGCUUCAGUUUGGUAGAGUACAAACUUGUUUGGCUGUUUAUUUGAAACAUUUCUAUGCCACAUAUGAAAAGAAAUUUAAUUGUGUUUUUAAUUGUUUCCAAAAGUGAAAUAAUAUUUAAACAAUUUAAAAUGGAGAAAUUGGUAUCACAGAGAACAGGGUAGAAGGGUACAGCGCUCCUGGGCAAGGAAAGCCCCCCAGACAAUUAAGUGUCUUCUGAAGGGUAUUCCAGAGGGUAGUCGGCACCAUGGAGAAAACCUGCUUCUCUACUGCCUCCAGAUAACACUUUUCAGGUCAUGGCAUUCUCAUAAGGCCUUCUCUGAUUAUCUACCAGGCCUGUAUAGAGGAAGGUAGGCAUUUUAGCACAAGAGACUCUGUGAAAUGUACUGCAUCACUGAUGCAUGCUGUGGGACCAUGUUACAGAGACCCGUCUGUUUUGGAUGCUUCCUUGGCUGCUGGACUCAAUAAGCCUUGGGUUUCUGCCAGCUGCUUUUGACUGUAAAAACACGAUCAUGCCUGGUACCCUAUAGUAUGCUGUCAGUGGACUGUGUUUGCCUUCAUGGAUCAUGAGUUGUGCAGACAUGUUCUAUAAAUAAUGGCUGUCAAUAGGUUCUCCCCCAAGCCUCUGCAAUGCAAAUGGGCAGAAUGCAAGAUUUUUAUGUGGGUGUUUGACGCAGAUGAAUAUGACACUCCUUUCUGGGAGGAUUGUAAACUGGGGGAGUUGCACUUCUUGGCAACCAUUCUUAAUAAUCUCCUCCCUUGCACUGACAGGCCUGUCUGGCGGAAUCCCUACAACUUCCACUGCAGGGGAUGUAAAUGUGUGGUGGCUUGUCGUUCAACCCCCAAUUGUGCCAUCUGCAAAAUGGAAACGGUGCCCAGAGUUGGAAAAAUCCCAGAAACUUUGUUGCCCACACAUUUACUUCUGGAAGCUGCUACCCACCCACCACAUCCCAAGCAUGAUUGGCUCCUGAAAGUUUGUUGACAGCACCUACCACCAUUGGCUGAUAAACUCUUGGAAUGUAGAAUCUCUCCUACCCCCUCCCAAUGCUUGCCUGUCUCGUUAGUAGGAGACUUUGUAAAUUUGCACAUAGGUCCAUUUCUAAUAUGUUAAAGAAGGUGCUAGCCAGGCUUGACAAACCCCAGGCCACCUGUCCUUCCAGAAAAUUUCCACACUCUACCUCUCAGACCCUUUGGAGGGUCAGGCAACGAGGAACAUGAUUCGGGCUCCAAAACGGCGGUUAUUUGUGGCCUGGAUCUGGAAUGCUUUUCAGGCCUGUGUUAUGGGAAGGAAGAUGCCAGUUCAGCAAUCCAGGCAGCAACAUCUGCCCUUCUGCCUUUGCUCUCGCUGGUCUUUUGACACCUGAGAAAUGGUGCCCAUGUCUCUGGGGAAUUCUCAUAAAGACAGUCCCUCUUUAUUUCCAGGAGGAAUUGUUUGUUUUCUGAAAUUAUGUUAGCCUGCUGGGAUCAUGCAUCUGCUUUUCUCCAGCCCUCUGCACCAUCAAGGACGAAGAGGCUCAAGGACUUCUUUUCAAAACCAAGUGUACGUGGCACCUCGGUCCUCUUGCUCUUGUUGCAGAUAUCAACGCCAACGGGUUCUUAAUCUGUAAGCAAGGAAUCGGCUCUGAGAGAGGCUUUCUGACUGUAUUUCUGAUGGUGCUUUCAGAGAUGGCAGAGCUUUUGCUUUCUAGACCCUUGCAUCUUGACUGUCUUGCUUGCCUAGGAGCGCUCUUGCUCUCCCUCCCACCUCCCCGAUUUAUGCUUGUCUCCCUUUUCUGCUGCUGACUUCGGCAGUUUCGCUGGGCUGUGUUUCAGCUGCCCUUUUGUUUCAGUGAAAAAAUGCUGUCCCAAACCCCCUCAUGCCUUAUGCUUUCCAUAGCUGCAGUUCAGGAUUUCCUGAUGUCAUUAAUGCCUUUUUUUAAUAGUGCAAGAAUCUAAGCUGGGCUAAUCUCUGCAACACAAGAUUUAAAUUGUGCUAGUGGAAGCCAUAACCUGAACAUCUCAAAAGUUACUACUUGCGUAUAAAUAUAUGCAAACUUGUAUACAGGUCGCAUAAUGUCAGUGAGCUUGGUGGAACUUCCUUUUUUCGUAAGAGGAUGUGUCUGCAUAUGCUUAAGGGCUGAGCUAAAACUAGCCAUGCAGUUUACUUUAGCUAUUACCACCAAAGCUCUGCACUUCUUAUAGUUCUUUGGAGCUUCCCAUAAUACUGCACCACCCCCUGUGAGUCGUGUUUUGCAUCCAAGGCUUGGAUGAGAAAUUACCAAGAAAGCUUUAGAUUAUUUUAUUUUUUACAGUGCCCACUUGGGCUUCUUCCUCCCAAGCUCAAGCCCUUCUUUCACUCUUUAAGUGGAAAAUUGUGAACAGUAAACCUGAAGCUGGAGUUGAAACCUGAAAACAGAGCGUUUAGAAGUGGCUCUCAGACCGGCAUGAAGAAGGAAGAACUACCUUGCAUUCAGAGCUCUCCUCUUGACAGUAGUCUUCAGAGCCUCAAAGGCAAUUUGCUCAGUAUAUUUGGACAAAUUCCCUCUUGACCUCAGUUCCCGUCUCUGUGAAAUGGGGACAUGAAAGACCUACUUCCCAAGGUGUGCUGAAUGUGGGGGGUUGAACACGAGAAUAACUUUCUGGACUAAAUGAGAGCGAGGCCUGUGGCCACCUAUUGGAUCAACAACAGAGGCGAUAUUUGAAGUAGGCCAUCUUUGCAGACAAUCUCACACAGGCUGAGACAGAGUAGGCCCAGGGCACCGUGAACUAACAAGGUCUCCUGCACGGAGCCCUUGGAAAUCAAUCAGAGAUGCAUGCAGGAGAACAUCUAUCAGUAUUUGAUUAUGUUUGUCAUGGGGCAGGGGAGAAUGGUAUUUGGAGAGAGUUGGGUUUUUGGUGGGGGAGGGAACUCUGCCCAGCCCCAAAUAAUUGGGCAUCAGUUCAUUCCUCAUUCCCUUCCCUUGAAAGAGUAAUCUGCACAAGCAGUAAUUUCUUUUUUUAAGAGAGAAAGCACAGCUGCUGCAGCUGCUUCAGUCGUUCCCGGGCCCUCCCUCUUCACAAAACUGCUGUGAGGUUCUGCUUUUCACUAAGUCAUGUAGUUAGAUCCACUUGUUCUGUUGCUCUCCUUGUUGGGGGAUGGCUGAAUGUGGGCUGGUGUGAUUAUGGAGCUCAUGCACCAGGAGGCUGAAUAGCUGCAUUCUCCAGCUGCUGUUUUGAAUCAGGCUGUCUGCUGCAGGUGUAUGCUGCAUGCCAAGAAAGGGUGGGGGUUUUUGGGAGGGGGGCAUUUUUAGAUGUCUCAUUCAAAACAGCACACUGGGGGUGCGGGGAGAACUCUGAUACUGGCAACUAAGUCAAUUUGCUGGAGGGGAAGUAAAAUGGUGGUGAGAGGGAGCAUCUUCCCAGUGAGGAAAAGAUAAACGGAUUGGUGCUAGCUAGCUUACUUAGGAAAAGCUUUGUAUUUCCUGUUUCUCUCUCUGUCAGGAUUGUAAGCCCCUUGGGGCAGGGGUAGUUAACAGGAUACCCCCCAGAUGUUGUGGACUGCAUAAAAAGAGCCCUGCUGGAUCAGGCCAAAGGGGGCCUAUCUAGUCCAGCAUCCUGUUCUCACAGUAGCGAACCAUGUCCAGACCCAAACACUGCUCCGUACUGUGAUUUCCAGAAUCUGGUAUUCAGAAGCACUACUGCCUCAGACUGUGGAGUCAGAGUAUAAUCAUUGUGGCUAGUAGCCAUUGGAGGUUUUUAGGCAGAGAUUGGGUGGCCAUCUGUCAGGAAUUCUUUAGCUGCAUUACAUCAGUUACACUAGAUGACCCUUGGCGUCUCUUCCAACUCUACAGUUCCGUGUUUUCAGGUACAAAAAAGGUCUCUGCCUUCAAGAGCAUACUGUCACAUUUCUUUGUUGUUGUUGUUUCACAGUGUUGAUUUGCAGCCGUACAGGUAGGAAGAAAUGGAAACGGUGAAGGUACUAAAGAGGUGGCCACAAGUGGGAUAAUGUUUAACUUGUGAGAAUCUAAUGUUGUUGCUUUCACUUUUGCCUGCAAGAGGAAGCUAGGAACUAGAAAUAUGAAUUUCCAUUGGAAGCAAAUCCCAGAGGGAUUAAUCUUUUGCAGCAAAUGCAAAAGCAGUGCUGUGGUAUAAUUUAAUGGCUCACAACCACAAGUACUUAAGAAAGUGGCCAUGUAAUUGAGAUACUUCUGAAUUCUCAGGGUAAAGAAUCUAGUUUUGGAAGACAGAGCCCAAAUGCCCAAGCACCUUGACUUUCUCUGCAUCCUCACUAGCAAACUAGUGGCUUUCACACUGUUUGGGGAAUGGAGAGUGUUCUUUAUGAGAAGAUGCGUAAUGGCAGGUGAGCUUCCCUAGAUGUUGGCUUUCCCAGUGUGGCCAUUCUCCCAUUGCAUAGCACAGCUGUCUGUUGUUAACUGGUAACUUGCAGCAUAUUGCCAACUUCAGUGACCUCUAGAUAUUUUCAGCUAUUACUCCAGUUAUCCCUGCUGGCUGGGAUUGAUGGGACUCACAGCCCCAAACAUCUGGAGGGCAUCAAGUUGGAGGGGUUCUUCAGCAGAACGUUCGCUUUGUGAAGGUUAUGCAGCUUUCAAAAUAAUUGCUUUAGAGCCCUGGAAUAUUAUGGGAUGAGCCGCAAGUGGUGAUGGUGUUCUCUUCCGCCGAUUGUGGAGAGUCACCAGAUACCUUUAAAGCAGGCGUCAGAUGUCUCUUAGAAGCUGACUGGGUUUUGGUAACAGAAUCGGUGACCCCCCCCCAAUAGAUUAUUCAUGUCAUUCCUGAUGGCGGUCCUGGCAUUGUGCAACGUGAACAGUUGUGUGUCAAGGGGUGUGAAUACAACUCAUUGAGCAGCAUCACCACUGUGUUGUUGAGCCUGCAAUGCGAUAUCCACUUGUGGUGGUGCCAAUACAGCUGAAAGGCAUGGUGGGUGAAAUAAAGUGGUAUGGGGGCUUCAUUGUGUGACUGGACCCUGCUGAUCAUGUUAUGACAUUAUGGGUUCUGAUACAUCAGUAAUAGGUGAUAGCAAGUUUAAACAGCUAGCUGCAGCUAUAGGGUCACAAAGAUGUGCUUCAGUAUAGCAUUUAAUUCACCAGUUAUAGGACUGAUUGAAGUUUUCAGUGCACUUGGGGUUUAGUCUCAUGCGAUUAUGGAGGCAGAGUGGGUGUUGCACCUGGUUGAGUAAUUAUAAGAUUGUAUUCUUUGCAAAGAAGCACAAAUAGCUCCAUAAAUACAGUUAGUGGGACCUUUGCUUAACCUCUGGGAGGGAUGGGCAACCUGUUGCCCUCCUAGUGCUGCUUGACUCCAAUUCCCAGCAUCCCUUGAUUAUUGUCUAUGUUGGCUGGAGCAGCUGGGAGUUGUAGUCCAAAACAUCUGGAGGGCACCAGGUUGGUGCAGGUUUCUCUAGGGCAGUGGUUCUCAACCUUGGGUCCCCAGAUGUUUUUGGCCUACAACUCCCAUGAUCCCUAGCUCACAGGAUCAGUGGUCAGGGAUGAUGGGAGUUGUAGGCCAAAAACGUCUGGGGACCCAAGGUUGAGAAAGGCUGCUCUAGGGUAUCAGCAAAUUUUCCUGAUGCAAAUUACAUAUGCAAAUAUCCUCAUUUGCAUGAGAAAAUUUCCCACAUUUCCCCCCAUUCAAUUCCCCCCCCAACCCCAUAUCACUGAUCUUUUCCGUAUCCCAUACACACAUUUUAUCAUUCUUUAUUUUCCCUUUUACAUAUCCUGUAAAAGUGCCUCCAUUGGAUUUUUCUCUCUCUUCCCCUCCAUCCCAAUCUUUAACAUUUCUCAUUUCCCCCAAAUUUCAUCUUCACAACAACCCCAUUAGGCAAGUUAAGGCAAGGAGAAGCAACUGGCAAGGUUACAAGAAAGGGAUUUUGUAGGUACUAUAAAGCUGGAAAAAGAUCAAGCCAAAGGAGCAAGGGCUAGAGCAACUCUUAUGGCGAAAACUUAUGAUGUUUGUGACAUUUCAUUUAGAAAAGGCAAGUAAUGGGUUGGAGGUGGACAUGACUGGUGUGGAGAAAGUGGAUAGGCUUUUCUUGCAAUAUGUCAACCCAGUAAUGAGUAGGGUUAUCCAGUGAACCUAAACAGUGGGAGAUCCUGGACUAACAAGAGGAAAUGUCCUUCACACUGUACAACAUUUCAACUGUGGAAACCACUUCUGAAAGAUGUGAAUACCACCAACUUGGGAGGCUUUAAAUGGAGAUUACACAAAUUCAUGAACACUCUGGCUAUCAGUGGCUACUAGUCAUAUGGCUGUUAAUCUGGUGAUCCAGUUGCCAUUAGUGCACGCCAUGCCAAAUUCUGGCCGAUCCACCAACAUUCAUUGGAUUGCAAAAAACAAACAAACAAACACCAGACUUCUGAUUGUAACCGAAAUGAUUCACUUGCUGUAUAUAGAUAAUUUUAUAGCAUUAUUAAAUGAUAUAAAAUGGAGUUUCCAUAUAGAAACGUGAAUUUAGAGGUGUUAAUACAAAAUAAAAUAUUUGAAAAGAGCAACUUGUACAUGUUUAAAUCUAAAGUAACUUGGAGCAAUUGGAUAUAACUUGCAUAUGAACUCAUAAGUGGCAUUGACAAAGCAAGCAGUCAUCGUGAAUAACAGAACUUCCAACUCCCUCCAGCCCAUCUACAGUGGUACCUCGGGUUAAGUACUUAAUUUGUUCUGGAGGUCCGUUCUUAACCUGAAACUGUUCUUAACCUGAAGCACCACUUUAGCUAAUGGGGCCUCCUGCUGCUGCCGCGCCGCUGCAGCACGAUUUCUUUUCUCAUCCUGAAGCAAACUUCUUAACCUGAAGCACUAUUUCUGGGUUAGCAGAGUCUGUAACCUGAAGUGUAUGUAACCUGAAGCAUAUGUAACCCGAGGUACCACUGUAGUUGUGAAACAAAUCUAAGUUCCCUAGCAUACUGGUUAACUAAAAAUUUCUUGGUUGUCAGUCUUAAGGAUGUAGGCUAGGCCUUGUAGCAGUCCUCAGAUUGAGGAAAGCAUGUGAACUGAGGCAGAUUUGUAUUUUAUUUCUUUAUUGCUCAAGGUGGUGUCCAUUGUCCCCCCCCCCCAUCUUAUUUAAUCCCUACAACAACCCUGUGAAUAGGUUAGACUGGGAACCACUGACUGACCCCUGGUGAACUUCAUGGCUGACUGGGGAAUUGAAUCCUCGUCUACCACGUCCUCAUCUGACACUAACUCCUAUACCAAGAAGAACAAAAAAAAACCCUUUUAUAUCAGUCAGCAAUAGGACGAGUUUUCCAUUAAUUUUACUGUUCAUGUAGGCAAACCCACAUAAAACAUAGACUAUGAAAUACCACAAUCUGGGAGGUGGGGUGGGAAUGAGCAACUGGGACCCUGCUGUAUCAGCUGUUCCUCACACAGAGAACUUUGACAUGCUUCCAGAGCUUUUGGUUUGCUAGAACCUGUUAUGCUUUCGCUUUUGUUUGGACGUUGGGCUUGCUUUUCCUGUUAAUCUUAUCGUAAAGCCAAGGUCUCCACCUAAAGCUGAAGAUAUCUGCACAAGGGUCCAAGCAACCUCUGCGGGAAAGACCCAGAGAUAGCCUAGUAUCGUCCACUUCGAUACAUCAUGGCUGCUCUGCAAUGUGCAUGAAACACACACAUCCUGACUACUGGGUGUGAUGGAUACAUGUGUAGGCCCAGCAAGGACCAGGUUAACAAUGGCCAUCCAUUGCCUGCAAUAUCAAAGGCAGCAUACAUCCUCCUCUUCCUUAUUAUUAUUAUUAUUACAUAUUAAAUUUGUAUACAGCCCAUCAUCUGAAGAUCACAGGGUGGUUCAGAACAUAAAAUUACAAAAUGAGAACACAAAAUGAUUAAUUAAUUAAAAUUUUAUAUAUAGAUGUUUUAUGAUGGCCUAUCUUUGUAAUGCCUAAUAAAGGUUUGGCAAAGAAGUAGAGAACAGAAAAUACAUAAUAAAACAAAAACAAACCAAUCCCCCCCACAAAAAACCCAACCACUUAUAAAUGGACAUAGAAUGUUAAUCAGCUAAAGUCUUGGUUGAAGAGGAACAUUUUUGCCUGGCCCUUAAAGGUGUUUAAUGCAGGCGCCAGCCAAACCUCCCUGGGGAGAGCAUUCCACAAGACUUGCGUUGUCAUCCUCUGGACCUCUCCUGGAGGGGAACAUGAAAAAGGGCCUCAGAUGAUAAUCACAGAAUUUGGGUCAGUUCAUAUGGAGAACCAGUGUUCCUCUAAAAUUGCACACGGGCCAGGAGGUGGGGAAUCCAGAUGGAAGUCAGAUCAAGGACCAGGCCCUCCCCCUUUUCCUUGGUCCUUUCAGGUAUCCCACCCCCUUGCAGCUUCCUAGAAAAUCUGGUCAGCUCUGAGGCUUGGAAAAAAUGUUUGCUUGUGUGGAUCAGUGUAGAUUGGGUCACAGGAUAUCCUGAAGUGGUUUCCACUUUUGCCGGGACUGCCCUCUACAGUGUAGUUGGAGAAUGUCUGAUCUCCAGCUGUCACUGAUGUUGCAAUACCCGUUAGGCAAGGCUGUAAUCGUGGGGUUCACACAGCCUGGCUCCCUGCGUCUAGAUUUCAAAUCUUCCUGAUGAAUCAUAACUUGGCUGUGUUGUAAAUAAUAGCUCUGAGCCUUUCCCCUUGCUUGAGUACCAGCCAACAGUGUGGAAUGUGGCUCUUUGUCCUGCUGGCUCAUUAUGAUUGAUUAUUGCCUUACAUCUUCACAUCUCACUUCCUCCUGCUGUGCAAACCACAGUGGUGUAGGUGUGGUUCCCACGCUGUCACCCAUCCAGGUACUGUCCGCACCCAGACCAGCUUAGCUUCAGGAAAGUGGUGGACUCAACCUGGACCAGAGCCUGCUAAUGACAGGAAAUACCCAAAGUUGAAUAUGCAUGUAUGGUUGACGUCUUUACCCAAGGUUGCCUCUGAGUGCUCUACCUCCAGUGGUUAGGUGGGUGGACACCAGAGGCAGGGCCUUUUUCAGUGGUGGCACUUUGUUUAACUCAAUAGCCCACUUUGAUGGCUUUUAGGCAGCAGGUAGAAACUUUACCAGGGCAUUUGGUGGACGUGAUUGGACGUUCUGCUCUUGCCUCAGUUGGUCCUUUGUUUGAGUUCUGAUUGAUUUUUCUUCUUUUUUAAAUGCAAUUUUUUUUAUUUAGCAAAAUAUUGCUUGACUGUAAGAAUAAAACCUCUCAGCUGUUUACAAGACAUGGGGCACAUGUCACCUGAUGAGUUCUGUCAGCAGAAGCCAUGCAAGGACUUCUGCUGUGUAACGGGACUUUUCCUCAUCUCCCUGCAAUGGGCCUCCCCCCCCCCCCAAGUAUUUAUUUAUAUAUUGCGCUUAUAUCCCACCUUUUCCUCCAAGGAGCUCAAGGUGUGGCAUACAUUAUUCCCCCCUCCUCAUUUAAUCCCCACAACAACCCUGUGAGGUAGGUUAGGCUGAGAGGCAGUGAUUGACCCUAGGUCACCUAGUGAGCUUCAUUUCCAAGUGGGGAUUUGAACCCUGACCUCAUAGUCUGAUACCCUAACCGCUACACCAUAUUGUCUUGGCUCGGGUUCGGUGGGAGAAUCCAGAGCACAGGGUGGGGGUCGUUUUAGCUGGCAAACUGAAAUGCUUGCACUGAUGAAAUGAUCAGAAGAGCGCAACAUUAAAGUCUUCCUCAUCAUGUAUAUAUUGCCUUGAAAACCACCUUCACAAUUACUAUUGAAACUUAAAAAUGGAGGCACUAGCAGGCGCAAAACAAUCCAUUCAGACACCCUGGUAGAUUUCUAUCCCAGAAUUUCAUCAGAACUCUUGACAUUCUUUUCAGUGGUGCAUCUACACUCAAGAGAGCCAGAACUUUAUAAAGCUUUUUAUGCAAACUGAGAUUUUCAAUAUUAUACAGCAGGGUUUGGGUGCUGGGCACCCUCCAGAUGUUGCUUGGUUCCAGUUCCCAUCAGUCUGGUCCAUCAUCCUUGCUGACUUGAGCUGAUGGGAGCUGGAGUUCACUAGUCAAGGAUGGUGGGAGCUGAAAUCCAGUAACAUCUGAGGGACCACUGGCUUCCCAUCCCUGCUGUACAACAAGAGUUUCGGGUGGUGCAGUUUGCUCCAUUCAUUUACUAUAUAUAAAGGUAAGGUAAAGGACCCCUGGACAGUUAAGUCCAGUCAAAGGUGACUAUGGGGUUGUGGCGCUCAUCUCGCUUUCAGGCCGAGGGAGCCGGCGUUUGUCCACAGACAGCUUUCUGGGUCAUAUGGUCAGCAUGACUAAACCGCUUCUGGCGCAACGGAACACUGUGAUGGAAACCAGAGCUCAAGGAAACACCGUUUUCCUUCUUGCUGCAGCAGUGCCUAUUUAUCUCCUUCACUGGCGUACUUUUGAACUGCUAGGCAGGAGCUGGGAAGGAGCAACAGGCGCUCACCCUGUUGCAGGGAUUCGAACCACCGACCUUCCGAUUGGCAACCCCAAGAGGCUCAGUGGUUUAGACCACAGCACCACCCGACUGCCCCACUAUAUUUAUAUAAGAAUGCCCAGUAGAAUUGUUAAAAUGAUCCAAUGCAUUUAAAAUAUGGUGCCAUGAAAUGACAUCCUAAAAUAACAGCUUGUAGCCUAGAACUCAUUGGGUGGUGAGCCAGGCACACCUGGUGGUUUGGGUGUGUUCACAUUAGGCGUGUUAUCACAUUACAUUAGAUGAGCGUACACAGUCUGUGUGCACAGAUAGUUGAUCUGUGCAAAUAAACAAGUGCACACCCCAGGAUUAUUAUGAGUAAGAGUAUUGUUUGUUUUUGAAUGUGAAAUUUGUAAUGUAUUUCCUACGUUGAUUCAUUUGUUGCUGGGAUUUGUAAGUCACUAAGAUUUCUGUUGAUAUAUGAAGCGGUACAUAAAUUUGCUAAAUAAACGUGUAGAGGUGGUUUGUAGCUGUGUUCAGCAUAACACAUGAACUACUGAACUGUUUUCGUCGAGAAAGGGCAGCGACUGAGUUGGUUUGAAAACAGUGCAGGGGCAGCAGUAGGUGGCAGGAGGAGGUUCAGUAGAAUCAUAGCAUUGCGGAAUUGGAAGGGACCUAUCUCAUCCAACCUUUUGCAAUGCAGGACUCACAGUAGCUCGGCAAUAACGCUUGGCAUGGGUAUUGUACAUUUUUGCAGUUGUGUCUUGGAGGCCGUCGCUCACCUGAGGCUGCUAAGCAGAGUUUGCAGCUCUUGUGCUUCAGGCCCCUUCCACACACAGCCGCUCAAAGUUGUUUGGUAGCCCUUUGCUCAUACUGCUACCCCACGUGGACACAAUCUCUCUGUAAAAGUUUGCAACUGGGGCUAGGGUGGCUCUCUUCUUGCUGAUCUUCCUGGCGUGUUGCAGCCACACUAUGAUGAAGUGGUUGUUCACCUGACUCAGCAAGAGAGGGGCUUUAGCUGUUGUAGCCCAACAGCAUCUCCUGGACUAUAGGAAAAGGGUUUCAGGAUUCCAAAGAUGGCAGGAGGAGGUGUGAAGAGGAGCCCUGGGCUUUGUACGUAUCCUCUCCCUCUGCCCCAAAGCCUAGAAUAGUUUUACAGCCAAAAAAUGCAUGCCUCUCAUACAGCUCAUUUCAAUGCCUUAGCUGAGCUGCCCUCCUACUGGUGCAUCUCUAAACAAUUGUGUUUCUGUGACUGCUUGGAGCUGCGUUUGCCCACAAGUCCAUCCUUUUUGCAUCCUCGGGCAUGGCGCGUUGAGUCUUCUUUGCUGAAUGAUGAGGCCGGGCAGUGAGAACAUCUCUUGAUGGCGGUUCUGAGGAACCCUUGUGAGUUAGAAGCCAGAACUGAUGAAUUGGGCCAUGUGAUUUGUGAUAGAACUGGCACUCGAGAAACAAACACAGCCCUAAGCCGGUUUUCAUUUUAUCAGGGAUCUUCUCUGGGACUGAUUCCCCUAUGCAACAAACCCAAGUGUGUGAUGCAGAGCGGUAUAGCUGUCAUUCUCUUACAAACUUCACAACCCUAUAUAACCUCUGUUUUGAAACAGCUGCACAGCUUGCUAGUUCGUUUCUGGGCCCAGUUCACAUUGCUGUUAAAAGCCUUAAAUUAGACUCAUGCCCCAAAUACCUGAAAGAUUGCCCCCUACCCUACAGACCCUAUCGGGUGCAAAAAUCAACAGAAGGGGCCUCUGGUUGUUCCACCACCCACAGAAGCUCAGGGGGGCAGGCACAGGAGAUUGUCUUCUCUGUGGUGACCCCUAAGUUGUGGAAUUCCCUCCCCAUGGAGGUGUGUCUGGCACCUGCAUUGCAUAGCUUCUGGCGAAUGCUGACGAUGCAAUUCUUUAGCCUAGCUUUUGACACUUGAGGUGUAUAUUUUUAGGACCCACCUUAUUUCAGUCAUGUUAGGUUGUUUUGGAAUGCUUUUAAUACUGGGUUUUAAUUGUUGUAACCUGCCCUGGGACAUAGGGGUGAAGGGUGGAUAAUGAAUUGUAUUAUUAAUAAUGAUAUCUACCAUGUCAUGACUGUGAUCUCUGUGCUUGAUCAUAAUGAUUGCCAAUCCUAGUAGUGCCAGCCAAUCCUAGUGUAUUCUGCAACCCGUAUAAAUGAUUGGCAUAAUUAGUUUUGCCUGCAUCAGUCUUGUCAUCUUUAAAAAAAGUGAUUUGCAUAAUUUAUUCCUAGUUUGAGCAAUCAAGGGGGAGAGAGAGACAGAGCUCCAUGCAAGGCACUGAAAGUCUCUCCAUCUCUCUGGCUUCUGGGCUCCCAGCUGUCACAGCCCACGUCCUUCCUUUAUUUAUUUACAACAUUUUUAUGCCACCCUUCAUUGUGUCAGAUUUCAGGGUAGCAUAAAGCAUGAAACAAAGGCAAAAUGUGCAACUUGACGACAUGCAAUAAAAAAAGGGCAACACUGGAUAGGAACGAGAAUAAGAAGAUCCUUCCAAACAUUCUGUGCGCAGGACACACCAACAGGAUUUAGCCUUUGUUCAGAACUUGCCUGACCUUCCCCUGACCAGGUAGCGAAAUCACUCCAGAUUGUUAUCCAGCAUUUCACAUUUUCACUUGCCCCGACAAAUAAGACAAGUGGACUGCAGGGUUGGGCAGUAACUGUCUCAGCAGUUGUACGGGGUCUCCAUCCCCACAAGCCACUGCCUCCGUGCCCCUUUCCCUGCCGGGCCACUUUGUUGCCUGGAGGUGUUUCAGCUGCAAAACAGCAGACUUCCCUGCAGGGCAUGUUGACGGGAUACCACUUUGGGUGCUCGAAGUCAUGAUGCUCCAAGCAACCAAACAAACACCACCCUGCCAGUCUUUCCUACAGGGGAAGAGCCACCAUGAUGCAGUGGUUAGAGUACCCACUCGGCCAUGAAACUCAGUGGAUGAACUUGGACCAUUCACUCCCCCCCCCAGCUUACAUCACCAGGUUGUGGUGGGGAUGAAAUGAGGAGGAGGACCACAUGCGCCACCUUGAGCUGCUGGCAUCCAUCAGCAGCAGUUGCAGGCCUUUAUCAGAAAGCCUUUGUGUGAAGAGAUAAGGUGGUGAGUGAUGGGGCAGACAGAUGAGCUGCUUAAACUUGAUAGGAUUCUUGUUUUCAUUUCUGUGGAUGAAUGAGAGGACUGGCAACUCAAGGUGACCCCCUUCAGGGAACUGGGUUUGAUUUAGGGCCUCUAGAACGAUGAGCGCCUACACCAGAGGUCAGCAGAGUGGUGCUCAUAAGGUGGAAGGGCACCCUUUGGUGUUUACCUUUUUCUCCCUUGAAAAAUAUGGAGAUCUGAAGAAGGAAGUGGCAAGAGUGACAUUCUUUCCCACUUCCUCUUCCAACUCUGUGUGUUUUCGAAGGCUCUGAUUGUUUAUACUUUAUUAUCAGUAAUUUUUUAUUUUAUUAUUCAUCAAAUUUCCAUACUGCCCUUCAUCCGAAGAUCACAGGGCAGUUCACAAUAUAAAAACACAAAUAUGCAUACCACAAUAACAAACAAAAGCAAUACUCCCCACAGUUUAAAAAACCAUAGGUUAUUUAAUUCGCCAAAAACCUGGGAGAAGAGGAAAGUUUUUGCCUGGCACCAAAAGAUAUGUAACGAAGAAGCCAGGCGAGCCUCCCUGGGGAGAGCAUUCCACAAACGGGAAGCCACCACAGAAAAGGCCCUCUCUCGUGUUGCCACCCACCAGACUUCUCAUGGAGGAGGCACAUGAAGAAGGGCCUCACAUGAUGAUUCCAGGGUCUGGGUCAGGUCAUGUAGGGAGAGGCGGUUCUUGAGGUAUUACAGUCCUCAGCUGUUUUAAGACUUUAUAGGUUGAAACCAGCUCUUUGAAUUGGGCCUGGAAACUAAUUGGCAUCUAGUGCAGUAGGGCCAGGAUUGGCAUAUACUCAAACUGUCUUGCCUCAGUGAGCAACCUGGCCACUGAACUGUGCACCAGCUGAAGUUUCCAAACCAUCUUCAGAGGCAGCCCCAUGUAUGACGAGAUGCAGUAAUCUAACAGAGUGGCUACCAGAGCAAAGACAACAGAAGUUAGGCCAUCCUUGUCCAGAUAGGGGUACAGCUGGGUCAGCAGCCGGAGCUGAUUGAAGGCUCUCCGUGCCACCGAGACCACCUGAGCCUCAAGUGACGGGGAUCCAGAAGUACCCCCAAGCUGUGUACCUGCUCCUUCAGAGGGAAUGUAACUAAAUCAAGAUCUCUUGGAAAAGCAACUUCUAUGUGUACAUGCACUUUUUCUCAGGUGUGUGUGUUUCAUUUGCAAUGGGUGACAAGAGCGGGCAGUGCACUCUCAAAUAUCCAAAUGUGCCCAUGAACCUAAAAAAGUCUGUGGCCUUGUUUUUGUGUGGCAUAUUUCCACCUGUGACUGUGUAGCCUCCACCAUUCUCAGCCUAAAACCACCUUCCCUUUUCUCUUCCUCUGCAGGAGUACACUUGUCCCAGAUGUGAGUCUGGCUUUAUUGAAGAAGUGACAGAUGAUUCCAGGUAUCUUUCACCCUCAGAGACUCCCCUCAUGUUGCUAGAUUUCUCAUAUCUACCCUCUCCCCACCAAGUGUUUCUUCUACUGAUGGAUAUGCUACCUCUUUUGGUGUUUAUUUUAUUUAUUCGUUUAUUUCAUAAAAAUAAUAUACCGCUUGGCUGUUUUUUGUUUCUUUUAAAACCUUCAAAGCAGGUUGGCUGAAUUCUGCACCAUUUUAUACAAUAGGUCUAUGGUUCCCAAACUGGGUGGGAACUGCCUCCUGCGAGGCAGUGGGAUUACCUAGGGGGCUGCUAAGAGUUAAAGAGACGGCAAGAGGGCACUAGAGGUGUAAAUGACUAUCAGACUUUGAAGGUAGCAUUGCUGGAUCAAAUUCAUCAAUUUUGUUAAAUUAAUUGAACUAAACAGUUUUAAUUGGAUUUUGAAUAAAUAUGCAGUUGUUACUGGUUUAAAUGUUAUUGUGUUGUUACCUUUCUUAGUGGGUCGUGCAAACUGCUAUUUUUAAUAUUUUUUUUAUAGAGUAGGGGGCACUGGGGAUUUGUUUAUGGAACCAAGGGGGCAGUGGCCAAAAACGUUUGAGGACCACUUUGAUAGAAACAUCGCACCUGUAACUUCCCAGGUGGCUGACAUCCGAUGGCUCUGUUUAGUCAGGACUAUUCGCCUCCUGUGGGCUUUCCUCACUUCCAUAGAGUUGUGGCACAGACACAGCCCUGGCUGAAAUGCAGGCUAACAGGAGAGAUCAGCUGGGCUGUAUAAGUGGAGAACUUCGUGGUUUGCAGCUAGGCUAAAGACCUCCAUUGCUUUGACUCACACAGAAGAAAAUGUUAGAGGUGGGGGGUGAAGUCUCGUUCAGAUUUUUUUUUUUGUGGGGGGGGGACCUCUCAGUUGUGUCAGACAGAAUAAAGGUAAAGGGACCCCUGACCAUUAGGUCCAGUCGUGGCCAACUCUGGGGUUGCGGCGAUCAUCUCACUUUAUUGGCCGAGGGAGCCAGCGUACAGCUUCCGGGUCAUGUGGCCAGCGUGACUAAGCCGCUUCUGGCCAACCAGAGCAGUGUACGGAAACGCCGUUUACCUUCCUGCUGGAGCGGUACCUAUUUAUCUACUUGCACUUUGACAUGCUUUCGAACUGCUAGGUUGGCAGGAGCUGGGACUGAGCAACGGGAGCUUACCCCAUCGCGGGGAUUCGAACCGCCAACCUUCUGAUCGGCAAGUCCUAGGCUCUGUGGUUUAACCCACGGCGCCACCCGCGUCCCAUGUCAGUCAGAAUACUCUGGGCUAAAUAAUCUGUUCCGCCUUCUUAAGUUUGCAUGCAGAAGGUCCCAGAAUCAAUACCCACUGGUGGCAGUGCUAGAGACCCCUGGAGAGCUGCUGCCAGUCACUGUAGACACUACUGGGCUAGAUGGGCCAAGGGUCUGACUCUGUAUAAUGCAGCUUCUAGUGUUCAUUGGUAAUAGCUGCGAGAAAGAGCUCAUUUCCCCCCAAGGUCUGACCUUCAGCUUUUUCUGCAUUUCGACUCUUCCCAGAGAGAAGGUGGUGGUAGACAGAAAUGAAAAAUUAUGCCAAGUCAGAGACCUGGCUAUAUUUUAUCCUGAGCAAUCGGUGACACGCACGCUAGAUUUAAAAAACAAACCUCGUGCGACAGUUUAAGAUCCAGCUGCCAAAUUUGGAAACGGUCCUCAGGAACGUCUGACUCAGUGUCACCUUCAAAGCUGGAAAAAUGGCCUGCUCCUCACUCCCCCCCCCCCAGCUCCUCUAGUCACUUUGGGAGGUGGAAGCCCUGAUUCAGCCCUGCAUAGAUUUGGUGCUGGGUGGGAGGGGUGAUUUGUGGGGCACUCUUUGUCGCUCUAGCCCUGCUCCUAAGGAUAUAACAACAAAAUGGGUCUAUAAUUUGAGACAGAUUCCAAGUCCGUACUUGUUUUGUCUAGCCUUGCUCGUAAGGAUAUAAGAGUCCUGUUGGAUCAGACCGAGGCCCAUUUAGUCCAGCAUUCUCUUUCCAAGAGAGCUCUGUCAGGUGCCUUUGGGAAUCUGGCAAAUAAGACAGGAAGACAACACUCCUUCCAUGUUCACCCCCAGUACCAGGUACUCAGCAGCCAGACUGCCUCUGAACCCGGAGGCUCCAUUUAGCUCUCACGUUUAUUUAUAUCCUCCUCUGACAUGUCUGAUUUUCUAAGGUCUGCCCUGCCAUGCUUGAGGGAUGUGUGAAUGUGUGUCAUUGCAGACGAUAAAAGCCCACCUUUCAUUGUCAGAACUUUGUGCCAAGGUGCCAGGGUGUUGCAGUCCAUUGGGCCUCAAUGGACGCCAGUUCAAAGGGUUAUCCGUUCACUUUUAUUACAUUGUUAUCCUGCCUUUUUUUUGAAGGAGCUCUAGGUGACAUGCAUGGUCCUCCCUCCCUGCCUCCCUCUCGUUUAUUCUCACAGCAACCCUGUGAGGUAGGAUAGGCAGAGAAUGGCCCAAAGUCACCACUGAGCUUCACUGCCUAGUGGGGAUUUGAACCCUGGUCUCCCAGUCUCCUACACUGGCCCUUCCCAAAUACAAUGGGCACAGUGGGUAACCUUGGCCCACUUCCUUUCAUCUGUAAAAUGGAAGCAUUGAAUUUACUGUGUGAAGAAAUAAAUCCCAUUUUUACACCGAAGGGCGCCCCUUCACUUACUGUAGAUGUCAUUGGCACUUGGCCCAGAAUCCCUUGGGAUUGUAGUUCUGUGAAAGGGUUCUGGGGACCUCUUAAAAAUAAGAAUUUAGCACCCUCUCCCAAAGCCCACAGGUGGCCUUCAUGGCUGCAGUGAGGUUUCAGAAUGACUUAAACAUCUUGACAGACGGGAUAUUUAUGUUGCAAGAUAUUUCACAAAAAUGAUAGCUGGAGAAAUAAUCCUGUAUGGCAGGGAAGGAGAACCUGUGAGUGGAGACCCUCCUUAUGUUGUUGGACUCAGUUUAUUGAUAUAAAUCUUGAUAUUAAUAGAAACGAAAGUGGAAAUGAUGUGAAAUAGAAUUAUGAAUGAUACGGGAUAUUUGCUGAAAAUAGAAAAUUGACUAUUGCAUAUGGAUUAACAAGUGGCGUUGACUCAAAAACCGUUGACAAAGCAAUCAAAGGGAAUCAGUCUGACUUCCUAGCAUAUUAAAGCAAUAAAAAGCAUAGUUACCAAAUAUUAGAGCAGUAGAUCAAGUCUUGUAGUAGUUAGACAGAGGAUACAAAGUGUAGCUGGUGGUGGCAAAAAAGGAAAAAAGCAAGUAUUUCAACUGUGCCCACCCAAAAUGUAGUACAGUAGAAGAAUAACCAACUAGAAAAACUCAGUACGCCUUUUGUAUCAAUCAAUGAUAGCAUGGGGCUGGGAGAUCAGGGACACUAAAAAAUUCCAGCAAUUUUCCUGUUUGCAUGGGAGAAGCCCACAUAAAAUAUGGACUAUGCAUGACCAUGUUGCACCUGGCAGGGGGAGCAACUUGGGACCCUUGUUGCAUCAGCAGUUCCCCACACAGGGACCUUUGAAACACUUCAAAUGUCCGCUGUUGGAACAUGUUACGCUCCCCCUUUUGUUUAGGCAAGAGGGCUGCUUUUCUGCUAACUCUAAUCAGAGUGCCAAGGUCUCUGUGAGCUUUUAUCGAAAGCAGCAAAUCUGUGCACCAAGGUCCAAGCAGCUUCUAGAGACCCAAACAUGGCCCGGUGCCAUCCAUUUUGAUCCAUCAUGGCUGCUCUAUUGUGAGCAUAAAACAUACCAUAAUUGCUGGAUGUGAUAGAUAUCUCAGCCAAGCAGGGUCCAGAUUAACAGGAUAAAGUGCUUCCAGGCCAGACUGACCAGCCGGCUUGGGGCAGGCAAGCUCUCCAGAGAGGCACUUCCAGUUUGUUGCCUGUGAUGUGUGGCAGCGGCCUUUGGGGCCAGUCUGGCACAAUGACUAGGGCAGGGAUGGCCAACUCUUUUCAGACUCAAGGGCCACGUUCACUCUGGGGGGCCGUAAGCUGGUGAAUGUGCCAAAGGUGGGUGUGAUCCCCUUCUCGCUCUUGCACAUGCUACAAGCCCCUCCCUUCAGCUUAUCCCUGCAGAUCAGCUGAUGAAGGGGGUUCACACCUCUUCCUUUUGUCAAGUGAUCCACCUGACUCUCAGUGUUCAAAAUUAGCAUUUUGCACCUGCCAAUCAGCCAGUUGCACCAAGUGAAGAUGCCUGGGUGUCAAGACUGUGUCUGACUUCUCCAUCUGGAGGUGCAUGCCUGGGGAUCCUUGGAUCUUGACUGUUUUCACACACUAAUACCUCCCCCUGUAGAAUUUUAUCAGUUAUAUUUUAUCUGCACAAUCGGAAUGAAUUUCAGGAACCAAAAUGCUUUUUCUGUGCAGCCUGAACAGGAGCAGAGAACAACGUUAUAGUUAAUUGUUAUAGCUUGUCUUCACUUACCUCCCCCCGCUGCCUUGCUCACAGUUGUGAAAAAGAUUCUUACAUUAUGAAUGGGCCAUGUUACCAUUAAGAAAAAGAAGUAGGAAUAGGCCAGUAUAUGUAUGGACUGUCCCUAGAUCAAGUGACUUUUUUUUCUUAAGUUCUCAAGAGUUCUUAACCUAGCUCAGGGUUGUCAUCUGAACUAGCCGGGUGUUUAACAGAGAAUCAAUCACAGCCCAUCAUUUGAAAAAGAAGACUUUAGAGCUGUCUUGCCCUCAAAUGGUUGAGUGGUUUAAACCUCUCCACACUUUCCUGUGCUGGGUCUGCUUUAGUUUAAUUUUCUAUAAUUUUGUUGCUGCUGCCAAAACAGGUGAGGGUCUGCAGUAAUGCUUUUGGGGAUGGGUUGGAUAAUAAUGCCCCUGGCCUGGGAUGCCAAAUUUGGACGUGGGAAUGGCAGGUCCAGUUUCUUACUUAGAUUAAGAUUUGCAAGGUAGUGACCCUGGGCUGAGACACCAAGGAAGAAUUAGACUGAUAUAAUUUCAGGAACUGAUAAGAUAUACCUCAUUCUUCAGCCAUGUAGUCUUCAGCCCCUCUGAUCUCCCCCUCGCCAGCACCCUGUUUUCACCCUGUUUCCUUGGUUGCUAAUUACGUGGCCUUCAGCCUCUGUUUUUAGCCCUUGGCCCUGCCCACCCCACCCCCCUUAGAGGCAGGCUUUGGGGGUUAUAUUUCUGGAAGCAACUGCUGCUCUCCCUCACCAGAUUUUUCUCCUUCAGUUUUCUAGAAGGCGGCGGCAGCGGGAUAGACGACAGCCCUUCCACCACAUUUGCAGAGGUGAGACUCUUUCCUGUUAACAAUUUGACUGCUGCUUUCAGAACUGUGUAAAAUGGAGGUAAAUGAAUUGUCUUUUUGCUGCGCUUUCCUCGGAUACUCCAUGUGGGAUACUUUGUGGGGGCAUCUGAGAGGAGAGAGGGCCAUUCUCGGUUAUUGAUACUUUUUGUACUGCCAAGAAUCAUCUCAAGAAGAAGUUGAUGUGACAGAGGCAGUCCUCUCAAAUGAUAGGGACUAGAAGCUUGAGGUUGCAAUUGCCUUGUGCCAAAAAUAAAGCUCUCCUUGGCUAGCGGGACUUUUGUUUUCAAGCUGUGUUGGUUUGUAAUCUUCUGUAAAAGGUUACUAAGUUCUGUGGGGUGUUUGAUGGAUCCUUUUGGGUUUUGCAGAUGCAUCACAAGCAGGGUUAAUUAUAGCAUUGGGCUGAAGUGAUUUAUAUAUUUAGGUUGAUGACUGUUGUUAAUACCUCCUGAGAGAGGUGGCUUUUGGAGUAUGAGGCAAGCCUCUGCUUCGAAGAAGUGGGCAGGCGCUCAGAGGAAGGAGGGAGAGCAGCUUUAUUAUUUUUGGUGAAGGUUUUUUUUAUUUCAUUUCAUAAGGUAUAGAAAACCGAACAGUUAUAACAACAGAUGAAAAUUGAAAGAUGAAAAACAAAACUAUAGAUAGGCACGUAAAAUAAGUACAGUUCCAUGUGGGUUAAAAUAACAAAGUCCAAGUCAUGGAGGAAAAAAGUGAGAAUAAAUGUUGUCUUCACAUAAAGAAUAUGAGUGUUAACUGAUAGCUCCAGAUUUGCCAGUCUUGGAACAAGUGUUCUUUUGAAAAUGAUGGAUCCAUGGUAAAGCAAUGCCAAAUCAAAUAAGAAGUGUCUGGUGGUUCUAAAAAGGUAAAGGACCCCUGACAGUUCAGUCCAGCCUUGUAGCUUAGACGAAUUUAAAACUAACCUUCCCAUUUCUCCCUUGCCUGGCUUCCCAAAGUUCAUGACAACUGGCAGUAUAUUAAAAUGAGAAGAUGGAAGCUAGGGGCAAAAGCAUCAACCCAUUCACGUAUCUUGGUGUGUGUGUGUUGGGGUUGGGACUCGUUCUUAUCCAGUGGCAUCCCAUCAUGCCAUGUAAUACACUAGAGUUGUAAAUGGAGGUGGGGGUGGCAGACUUUGAGUGUAGCAUUAUUUACAUGAACCUUUGGGCAUUAAAGCUUCUCUGAAUCCUAGUCUAGCAAAAUGCCCAGGUAAGCUGUUCUGUGUUUGGAAGCUGUGAGCCACCUUAAGCCAGUCAUUGAGAGGAAGCCCAGGCAAGAUGAAUCUUAUACAGAGUAUCUGGAAAUUGCUUGAGCUUGGAUUCUGGCAAGUCCCCCAGGGUGCAGGCAUAAACCAUUAGGACUAGAAUUGUUUUUUUUUGUUACUUUAUUCUAUGACGUCCCUAGGCCCCACAACUUUAAAGCUUUAAAAUGUCUGCCUCUUUUCUGAACUGAUCCCAGGUUGCUUCAAAUUCUCCCAGCCAUGAGCAGUUUUCUUAAACAUAGAGGUCUGGGCUGCCUCCUGUGUUGGCUCACCCUGGAUUUAGCAUCUACACUCAGCCUGUCAGAACCCGCUUCCUUUUCAGGUGACCUCAGCUAGGUUUCAGUCUCUGAGCUCAUCCUGAACUCAGAUUCUGCUGCCAUAGCUUUGCCGCUGCUGUGGCAGGAAUAGACAGUUGCUCCCUUUCUGUUUUGAGGCUCUGUGGGCGAUAUAACAUGGAGGAAGGCAGGGUUACCCACCCAGUGUCACUUUGAAAGGUUAGCUCUUGCACAGGUGUGGUGCCCCUCAGCUCGCUUCUGUCAUAGAAUUUUGUUCUUGCUUUUUCUGGUUUAAUUCCAGGAUUUUCUCUCAUUCAUAUAUUCAUUCAUAUAUAUGUAUACACACACACACACACACACACACACACAGUUAUACCUCGGGUUAAAUACGCUUCAGGUUGAGCGUUUUCAGGUUGUGCUCCGUGGCGACCCAGAAGUAAUGGAAGUAACUUUCAGGUUUUGCCGCUCACACAUGCGCAGAUGCUCAAAAUGACGUCACGCGCAUGCGUGGAAGCGGCGAAUCGUGACCCACACAGAUGCGCAGACGCGGGUUGCGUUCGCUUUAGGAUACGAACGGGGCUCCAGAACGGAUCCCUUUCACAUCCAAAGGUACCACUGUUAUAUGAGCUGCUUUGCUUGUGUGCUGUGCAGAAUUAGACAUAGAUUUUGUACACCUUAGCCCAAAUUUGAAAGGGUUUCCUAAAAAUGCCAGAGAGGCAGACCUACAAAAGAUCACCUGCUUCCCUCUUCCAGCAAGUCUCUCUCGGCCCUACCUGGAGAUGCCAAGGAUUGAACCUGGGACCUUCAGCUUGCAAAGCAGAGGCUCUGCCACUGAGGCACACCCUUUCACAAAACUCUAGCUUAGCAUUAAUGUGAAGGUUGCUCAGGGGGCUUUUUGUGGAGAAGAGGGAGAUAAAGCAAAGAUCACUCAUUUUCUAAAAUCACACGUUACCAGAAAAAGGCCCAUUGCAUACCCUCCCCUCGUUUGCUUUCUCUAUACAAUGGUACAUCGGGUUACAUAUGCUUCAGGUUACAUACGCUUCAGGUUACAGACUCCACUAACCCAGAAAUAUUACCUCGGGUUAAGAACUUUGCUUCAGGAUGAGAAUAGAAAUCGUGCUCCGGCGGCGCGGCAGCAGCAGGAGGCCCCAUUAGCUAAAGUGGUGCUUCAGGUUAAGAACAAUUUCAGGUUAAGAACAGACCUCCAGAACGAAUUAAGUACGUAACCUGAGGUACUACUGUACAUCUGUGUGUGCCACAUGUCCCCAGGAUGGACGUGAAAAUAAGUGUAUACUUAUGCCAGGUACUUUCACUCUAGCCUGUUAAAACAAGGAAGACCUGAGUUUCCCCAUGGAACUUGCCUCUUUGCAUUGUGGGAAAUCCUCCAUGAUUUCUCCAGCCAGAGAUCUAUAGCCACCACGGGAAGUUCCUGAAUCUGCCAUUGUUUGCUCAGAUGCUUUGUAUAGGGAAUACCUGCUUGGCAUCCCGCUUACGCUUUGUGUCUGGAACCCUGUUCACCUCCUGACGAAAGGGGGACGGGACUAUUUUGCAACAGAUAAUAAAAGAUCAGCUUUGCUUUCACUGGAUUUCUGCCUCAGAUUAUGAAUCUCUGACCAGUAAUGAGCUUGGGAAGUUGGGCCAUCGAAAGGCACCCCGUUAUUUUCUGGGAACACCCCCCAUCAAGUUUUCCAAGUUGCCCCCUCUUGGCUCCAUGGGCCAUAGAACUCUGCCAGGUUGUCUUUUUGACCCCCCACAGAGGUGGUUGCCAAUCCUGUGUCUUAAGCUAUACUGCUUAAGAUUGCACAUAGAGACUCACAUGAUGGAGAAAGCAAGCCUCCCUCCCAACAUGCUGGUGGAGUGAGAUAAGGGUACCUAAACUGUGAACAGGAUCCAGCCAGUUGGCUUAAAUUUCAUCUCGCCCUGCCUGGAAGCUGCUCCAGAGUCCCUCCCCAAGUCAGUUGAUCUGGGAGGCUCUGCUUACCUGCAAGGGCUCAGUGUCUCCCUGAGUGGCAGGUGGGUUUCGGAUCGCCUGAGUCCCCAGGUGUGUGUCUGAGUCAAAGAGGUUCUGGCAGCAGCAGCAGCAGGCGGGCUGGCCUGGGGCCUUGCGUGUUAUGAGAGCCUCUUGGCUUGCACACAGACGAGGGCAAGCAGUGUUGCUCAGUGAAGAGGUGGGUGCAAUGCCCCAGGCCCAGGCUGGCAAGUUCUUUCCCACGUUGCUUCUGUUAUGAUUAUUUCCUGCUCAGUGGGGUACUAUCCUGCGGAGAGACCAUUUGCUCUUUAUUUGUUCCAUUUACAGUGGUACCUCGGGUUACAUACGCUUCAGGUUACAGACUCCGCUAACCCAGAAAUAGUGCUUCAGGUUAAGAACAGAAAUCGUGCUUCGGCGGCGCGGCAGCAGCAGGAGGCCCCAUUAGCUAAAGUGGUGCUUCAGGUUAAGAACAGUUUCAGGUUAAGUACGGACCUCCCGAACGAAUUAAGUACUUAACCCAAGGUACCACUGUAUACCCCACUUUUUCUCCAUGGAGCUGAAGGUGGUGUGCGUGGUUCUCCUGCUCCUCAUUUAAUCCCCGCAACAACCCUUUGAGGUAGGUUAGGCUGACAGGCAGCGACUGGCCCAAGGUCACCCAGGGAGGUUCAUGGCUGAGUGGGGAUUUGAACCCUGGUCUUCCAGGACCUAGUUCAGCACUCAGACCGCUAUACCACCACUGGUGCUUUGCAGCCAGGCAUCCGAUGGGAGCACAGCCUGGUGGGGAAGAGGGUCUGAGGUGGCCUGUGAGCUGCCAUGGGGAACAGAGAAGCCAAAGCUCCUGUACUGCUGUGUAGACCAAAGAAUCAUAGAGUGGUCGAAUUGGAAAUGACCCAAAAGGUCAUUUGGUCCAACCCUCAGGUCCACUGAACCAAAAGCUGCAGAGGAAGUCCCCAAAAAUGCAAGCAGCUCAGGUGUUCUUCCAGAGGCACGGUUCAGUGGCAAAGUGUGUGCAUCAAAGGCAGAAGGUUCCAGGUUCAGUUCACAGCAGCCUCUGCAGGUUGGGCUGGGGAAAAAUCCCUCAUUCCUGCAACCCCAGAGGGCUGCUGCCAGUCCGUUUGGACAAAACUGAGCAAGGUGGACCAAAAGGUCUGACUCUGUCUAAGGCACCUCCCUCCCCUUUUCCUGUGUUUGUCCUGUAUGCGUUCCAGGCUGCCUUGUGAGCUGCAUAUCUGAGCAGGCCCCCUGCCCACAGGUCUCCAUAGGAUGGCAAUGAAAGCAUCCUGGUGGCCUCUUCAGACCAUCUCCCACCUGGCUGGGGGUUGAACCCGGGGCCAUCUGCAUGCAAAGCAGAUGCUCUGCUACUUUGCUACACCUCCAGGAAGACUGCAGGAGCAUAAAGUCUGCACACAUUUUCAGUCAAGAUUUUGCAUCUCUUCCUCAAGUCCUCAAAGCACAAAGUGGCCAGUGUGCUGCUUCUCUUUUCCUUAGUUCUGUCGUCUUUUUUUGCUCAUCAGCGGCUGUCAUAUUGUGCUGACUUAGCAAGGGAGCAGCCCAGACAGCUUAUCUAUCCAAAAACAGCACCGGUCGCAGCGUAGCUGGAGCAGUGAGGUCUGGAAAAGGACUUGCCCAGAAGGCGUUUACGUAUUGAUGUGACUAUUAUUAUUAUUAUUAUUAUUAUUACUAUUAUUAUCUUAUUCUCCAGUGAACUCAAGGCAGUAUGUGUAUGGUUCCUCCCCCUCCCAUUUUAUCCUCACAACAGCCCUGUGGAGUGGGUUAGACAGAGAUACUUCAUGUGAGUGACACACCCAGGGUUCACCCAGCGGCCAUCAUUGCCAGGUGAAUGUUGGGCCAGCCCUGAUCUCAGCAUUUUAACCACUGGGCAGCCUGGCAAUGCUUGGCGGUUGCAAAGGGAGUGUGCUUUUAUAACAAAUAGAAUGGUAUAGAAUAAAAGGAAAACGGUGAAGCAAAAUAAGAGCGUUAAAACAAUGCAGAGCAAAUGGAAGCAAAAACAGCCAAAGCCGAAAGGUCUUGACUAAACAAAUUCCCACUGAGACAGGAUUAUCUUAAGUGCCCAUGGAAAAGUGGGCAAUAAGGAAACUGAAUGCGCAGUCUUGAUGUGGCCUGGUGACAGCUGUUUCCUGCUUGCCUGAGCCUACACCAAACCUGGGGGUAUCCCACCGCACAACCACUCACAACAUGCUGCAGAGCAGGGCCCUACAGCUCUGGGUAUCACUUCCCGGGGGCAGGGGGCAAAGCGAUUUCCUUCCAGCUGGCACGGCAUACAAAGCCUUGGAAGCAGGAGGCCCCCAUGAUGAGCCUUUCAGGUUUGUAAAUAGCCCCUCUCCUGUGGAGGCUUGGCAUGGCUUGCAAGCGAGCGGGUGGAGAAGUUUUUGUAAGCCAGAAGAGAACGUGGGUUUGUCUGUCCGAUCAGAAGAGCUCCGCUUAGUAAAUCCUGCUUUUCUCCUGGCGUAGACAUUGGCUGAGGGGCUGCUUCUGAAUUUUGAGAGUCUCCAGUCAUCGCAGGAAAGCUUCAAGAACCCCUGAAACUGCUGGGCUAGAAUUUAUUACCCCAUUUGAUUUCUGGCCCUUUAGAAGUUGACUUCUUGAUGCGCUUUCAUUUGCUUCCUCCAGUUUUGGGACCAGUUGCAUCGUUCUAUGGUCUUCCAGUUCCCAAGCAACUCUAUGGAUCACGAUGGCAGAGACAAUGAAAGGGGCCACCAAGCCCACGCAGACCUCUGGGGACCAAGUAGACCCCUCCGACUGCCCAUGACACGGAGGUACAGAUCCCGGGUCAGCGCACGGCCUGACAGAUCACCUGCCAUUGAAGGGUAAGGAUUUGGAGGACUUGGAGCAGCGGUUCUCAACCUGUGGGUCCCCAGAUGUUGUUGGACUACAACUCCCAUCAUCCCUGAGCUCUGGCCUCGCUAGCUAGGGGUGAUGGGAGUUGUAGUUCAACAACAUCUGGGGACACACAGGUUGAGAAAGGCUGAGAGGAUCCAGGAUCUGAUCUGGAGGGGAAUAGUACGUUCAGUUGCUCUUGGAGGCUAACAGGAGAUAUGAGGGUCUGGGGUGGGGAAAUCCCCCCCCCCCCUGUCUGGGGCAAGAGGGUGGCCUUCAGGUCUCUGUCCACCACACUGCUACUUCUGACUUCCAACAGUCUCUACUGGAAGACUUCAAGAAACCUGAAACAUAGAAUUUAUGUUUGAUUCUAUUCAUUUGGGGCUUAAGCUGGAUUAGGGUUCUUUCACAUAACCAAGGUGUUCAACUUGUGUGGCCUAACUAAAAAGACAGCCUUGUUGUUCCCAAUUGCUGCAAACUGAUGACUGUUCUUGCCUCGUAUAUAUCUGUCAGGUCUGUAGGUCUGUCCUGCCCAUCUCGCAUCCUGUUGGUUGCCUCACUAAUGCAGGGGAAGCCAAUGUGGUACCCCCUGUGUGUUGUUGGACUACAAUGCCCAGCAGUGUGGCUAGUGAUCAGGAAUGAUGGGGGCUGUAGUCUGACACCACCUAGAGGGCACCACAUUGGCCACUCCCAAAUUAAUGUAACAUAACGUAUGCUUCAUGUACUGGACAAAGAGGGCGCUAGUCCCUGGAAGCAAGUGCAAUGAUCAGUCUGUUAAGGCUUGCACAGCUUUCUCUCCUGGAUGCUGUCACUGCCACCUCCACUUUACUUUUCUGCCUCUUUCUUACAUGUUUUCGUUUUGUCUCCCAUCUCCUGGCUAGAAUAAUACAGCAGAUCUUUGCAGGCUUCUUUGCGAAUUCAGCAAUUCCUGGGUCUCCUCCUCUCUCCUGGUGAGUAUGGGACAUUAUUUGCAAUUGUAUAUAUAUUUUUCUUUACAAGGUUUGUGUCCGAACUCAAAUGCGUGUCUGGCACUCACAUGCAGUCAUACACACGCUAUCAAGAGGUUUGGGAUCUUUUGCUAGAGUUAUGACAUGCGUCCGUUUAUGAAUAUGUGUUUACCCUUAGCCAGCAUUCAAAAUUUGCCAGGUGCAUUUUGCACCUCACUAUUGGCCACUUGCUACCAAGUGAAGAUGCCCAGGCGCCAGGAUGGUGCCUGACGUCUCCACCAUCUGGAGGUGCAUGCCUGGAGAUCCUUGGAUUUUGACUGUUUCCACACGCUAGCAAUACAUCCUGUAGAAUUCUAUCAGUUAUAUUUUACCUGCACAAUCAGAAUGAAUUUCAGGAACCAAAAAUACGACUUUUGAGUCGACUGGCCCCAAAAUGGCAACUAGGCAUUCUGUUUUGGUGACUGUAACCCUGGUUUAAGGAGCCAUUUGGCACCUAGCUUAUAUAUUUGAGUUUCUAACACUGCCCUUAGCAAUAUGUCCACAAGAAGUUCUUACAAAAAGGAACACGGAAAGCUUGCUUUAUUAUAUGAAAUGAAAUUGGCAGAAUAUAUAAAUGCUGCAUCAGACAGCAAAAUUACAAUUUAAGCAGGCAGCAAAUCCCAUCAUAUGUAUGCACCCUGAUUGAAAAGAGUGAAAGAAUCAACUAUUCUCAAAACCACGCAGGAAAGAAGUGUGACUGUUUUGCCACAGAACUCACACCAAAGGCAAGUUAAGAAAGGGGAGAGGGGAGAGUACACCUGUCUUUAAGGCAAAGCGGGUGUUGGAUUCCUUGAGAACCCUGAGUAAGUUCUUUGUUAGAGCUUGGAGAGCUAAUUUACAAUCUUAAAAUCUUGGGGUGUUGUACUAAUUUUAGCCAAUACAGUCGAAUGGAGAAGGGCUUUGAGAUAAGCUAGUGGUUUUCAACCUUUUUGAGUCCAUGGCUCCCUUGACCAACCACAUUCUUUCUGCGGCUCCCCUGUGGAAGCCACGUACACUGGGGCUCUAUUACAGGGCGUGCAAAAGUGGGGACUUCCCCAUUUUGCACCCACCUCUUUUUGGCACCAUUUUUGGUGUGUGUGUAAGUGGGAACGCAUAUGUCGAUGGGAACCCAAGCAACACCACUGCUCUGCAGGGCCGAACCGACGCAUUCCCCAUGGCAGCUCCAGCCUGGCUUUCCCGAAAUUAGUGCGCACAUGGUGGGGGAUGCGGGGAGCAAAACAAGAUUAAGAUCGGAAGCAGAAAUAUUUUGUUGUUGUAGGGAAGGAAAGCGAGAAACACAUAGCACAGGACACACAUGCAAAUACUGUCCUUUCCUGCAACAUUCUCCCUGUCCCCAUAAAGCUGGGUGACUGUUAAGGAGGAGGGGGAUUACUUGCAGGGGUGGGGGAGAGAAGAAUGGGGGGGGGUAGAAGGAGUGUGAAACACAGAAGACACUCCCCACUUUCAGGGUUAUUUUUAAAUCCAUCCUUAUAGAGCACACACACAUCCAGGCACAAACACACCAUCAAACUACUUUGCUAUUUUCCUGCAUUUCUCAAGCCCUCUGUGCAAAACUAAGGAAUUGUUAUUUACUGAAGCUGGGGAGGAUAGUUGUUUGUGGUGGAGAGAUUUUAAGAAGAUAAUUAGUCAUGCAAAAGUGUUUCCUCACUUGCUUGCCACUGUUUUAUUUUGGGAAGAUAAUGGGCUCCCCUGACCCUGGCUUCCUCCACCCCCAGAAGAACAAGUUUGGAGCCGCAGAAGCAUGAUAAAGGUUGAACCAAUGCUGUGUAGGCCCUUGAUAUCCUAUGACAUGGAAGCUGGGCAGCAGUGGGCGUGCUGCUUCCUUCUCAUGCCCCCACCCUGAGUGACUCUUUCUUUCUUUCCCUCUUGCAGGGGGGGCAUGUUGCACUCGAGUCCUGGGGACUAUGCCUGGGGACAGAGCGGCCUUGAUGCUGUCGUCACACAGGUAAAGGCUCUGAUCAUUCCACCUGAGCCAUGGCUGCAUUCAAUAUGUGUGCAAUUUUUAAACAGAGGUCAGGUGGACACCUGCCAGGGUUUCUUUAGUUGUGAUUCCUUUAUUGCAGAGGUGGGGUGGAACUAGAUGGCCUGGGGGGGGGGGUCCCUUCCAACUCUACAGCUCUAUGAUUCUGUUUCAGCUGCUGCCGAGGCUCCACGGGCUUAGCACAAAUUAAGUGGGUGCCCUGUAGCACCCCUAGGAUCCUGCACAGCACCCAGUCAGCGUGGAAAGGGAUUCCUGAAGGUCAAAUGUUCUGAAGGCAGCUGUCUUAAUCUUUCUUGAUGGAUGACGAGUAAAUGCUGUGAACGUUUUUUCCCCAUUCAGUUCAGUUCCUAUUAAAUUUCAUGUUGUGAGAGCAAAUAAUCUGUGCAGCGAUUCCAGUUCUCUUCCCUCACACCAACCCUUCCUUCCUCUCCCCUGCAGCUCCUGGGACAGCUGGAGAACACAGGGCCUCCCCCGGCAGACAAAGAGAAGAUUUCUUCUCUCCCGACAGUGACCGUCACUCAGGAACAAGUUGGUAAGUAGUUCCUGCUUCCUGAUAACUUAACGCUUUUGUAAAUGUGUUGUUUGGAAGCGGUUGAAUUGAAUUUUAUUAUUACGGUCACAGACCAGUUCCGGCUCACUUACAAUAUCAGGAAAAUCAUAAAACACAACAGGAAUACAUUGAAUUACAGUUGGGUAUAACAGAGACAAUUCAGAUAUAGCAGCAAUUAAAAAUAUCUAUUAAAUCUUGAUCACUAAAAUAUAACCUAAAAUUGGGAAGGGGUUGCUUUCUUCUGUCGCUCUGGACUGAGCACCCAGACCAAAUUCCAGAGAACUGCCAGUGUCAACCUCCAGCUCAGCUUAGCUCUACAGCAUUAAAUGAACUGCUUUCCAGCUGCAAUCCUCUGUGGUUCCCUCUGAUUCUGAUUUAAGGAACUGAGCAACAGCUCACGGGGCUCUCCAGGCAUUGUGGAUUUACUCUAGAACCCCAGUUGCACAAUAGCUCUCCUCUUCCCUCCCCAGUCCGUUUUUCUUUUGUGUCUUGUCUAUCAGGCUGGCCCCACCAGUUUGCAGUCUCACAGGCAGUGAUGCCAAAGGCAAGCAGGUUUCAGGUACCAGUUCUAGAAGUUGCCUGGAGAUCUUCUUGCGUUAAGCAAAUCUUCCAAACCUCACUAUGCAGAGUAGGAGUCAGGCAAUCGGUCCCUCUAGUUCAGCACUGUCUCUACAGAUUAGCUGCAGCUCUCCAGGGUCUCAGGCAAGUUUUUCCUCAACCUGGAGAUGCUGGGGAUUGAACCUGGGGCAAAGUAACAGGUGAACAUAAGAAGAGCCUGCUGGAUCAGGCCAGUAGCCAACCAGAUGCCUCAUUGGGAAGCCUGCAAGCAGGAUCCAAGCAUAAGAGCCCUCUCUCAUCCUGUGGUUUCCAGAAACUGCUAUUCAGAAGCAUUUACUGCCUCCAACCAUGGUGGAAGAGCGUAGUCAUUGUGGAUAGUAGCCAUCAGUAGUCUUGUCCUCCCAUGAAACCAAGACCCUUACCUGAGUGAUCUUGAGUUGGUUUCUUCCUCCCUCCCUUUUUAUCUUUCCCCCUCAACAACAUCAAGCCCAGAGACAGUCUGAAAAGCUCCUUCCACAGAAUUAUAAGGUCUCACAUGCCUUCCUAGUCUUUUUCUCACUCUUUAGUUCUCCGGUAACCUCCUUCUCUACUUCCCCUUUCCCCCAAUAGCUGCCUAGCAGCCAAUGCCAAAAUCCAAGUUUGGGGCAAGUCCUCUGGUGAGAGAACUCCUGCAGAGUUUUAAAGUCACAAAAUAUGCAGCAAAGUAAAGUGUGGAACUAUACGCUGUUAGACCUUCAAAAUAUGCCCUUGUGAGUUCCAAAACUUCAUUCUUCCCCUAGCAUAGAAGACCACCACAAGUUUGGUAAGUUAAAAAUGGUUUACUAACAAACUUUCCAAGGGUAUUAUUCAUGUGCUUCUGGCAGUAGAACUUGGCUUAGUUCCAUAGCAGUCGAAGUUCCUAAAUUAUUGGUGUAGGAACUCAAGAGUGGCUUGUUGAAGCCAUGCGGUCUGAGCUUGGAGCAACCAGCUCAGACCUCCUCACAUGCUGAGCUUGAAGGGAGAUUGAACAGUAAGCUUGAUUACCCAGUUCCUCCCAAGGUGAACACUUGAUCUCACUAAGCCUGGCAGGACAGCUUACUCUAUGGUAUUAACCCCUUCAUGCAUUAAGCAUGUUGGUUAUACGAGACUGGUUAUCCCACUGUUCCAAACUCGGCUCUUCAUUCCGGUGUUCUCACCCCAGUUGCCUUUUCACUUCUCUUGCCUCUUGUGCAGCCAGCCUGCAGGCAGGACAUCUACCUCUUGCCUCAUCCUAGAGAGCUGGCGUGUUGCUGCCCUCACGUGACCCUGCCCUGUUUUCUCCUGCAGAUAUGGGUUUGGAGUGCCCUGUGUGUAAAGAGGACUACACUGUGGCGGAACAGGUCCGGCAACUCCCGUGCAAUCACUACUUCCACAGCAGCUGCAUUGUGCCAUGGUUAGAGCUGGUAAGUUGGCUUCCCUGUUGGCGUGGGGUCAGGUGGAGACUGGCGCUAGGGCAUCCUGCCUGGCACAGGGCAGCUCUCCUGUGGGACGAGGGGUGGCCACAGAUGUUGGGUGCUACAGUGGAAUACGGACCUGGUCUCCAGGGCGCUAUUCAGUUGGAAGUUCUCCUGCACAAUGAACAAGAGCACUAGGGUGUGACUGACUUACCCUCGGGCACCAGAGUAUCUGAGGCCGGAUCUUUUGGCUGUCCUGAGGCUCUGAAUUGGCAGAUUUUGCCAAAGGCUGUUGGCAGAGAGCCACAUGCCACCUAACGGGGUUUGGGCCUGGGUCUCAAGUAGCCCAGCUGCCCAGACAGGAGUCUCUAGGUGUCCUGAGCACCCCGCAGCCAAGGAUCUGAUAGUUAUUAUCACAAACACAGCAUACAGCAGCUCCUAAGGUGCCCCAGACACACACACUACAAUCAUCUCAGCUGCUGUUCCCACAUCCAUGCCUAUGGAGCACUUGCAGCAGCAGUGAGACCAGCCCCCCACCCCCAGUUUAUGUACCCCUGAUCUGAUGGGUACGUGCACACAACCUGAGGCUUCUCCUACAUGGAAGCCAUUGCUGCUCUUUCCUCUUCAAGCCCCUGCUGGUUCUAGGAGACAGCGAGGUGGGAGAUGGCUGCCUUUGCGCAUUGCUCUUUUUCAGAGGAAGGCUUUCGGCAGUGCCCUUUCCUUAAUGUGGUCGCCCCAAUCUCAGGUAUCGGCUCUGGGAGGCAUGACUGUUCCCAGCAGCCCCCCCCACUCACUCACAUGCGUGCAUUUUCCCUCCCCAGCACGACACGUGUCCCGUGUGCCGGAAGAGCUUGAACGGCGAGGACUCCACUCGGCAAGCACCCAACGCGGAGGCCUCCACAAGCAACUCCUUUAGCAGCACAAGCCACCUACACGACCGAUGGACUUUCUGAAGCCUCCCUGACACGGUGGGGGGGGGCGAGGGAGGGGGCAGUUCAGGCCUGUAGUAUCCCUUACUACAGUUUGUAAAUUGUAUGAUACCUAUAAAACUACAGAACCGAGUAGCAAGGAGGGAGAGGGAGAGGAAACGGGUGCAGCCGGUGGAGCUGCGUCCCCACCCCAUGGCCAUGGCGAGGGCGGCCAUCUUUCAGAAACCGCUAGCAUCUCCUGCUGGGUCGCCACAGCAUCCAGACGAUCUCUUUAACCCUUAGUUUCCGGAGUGAUCAGUUUCACCUUUCAGCGAGGGGUCGGGAGGGUCCCUGAGAACCUGUGCGAGUCCUUUCCUUGGGUAGCAAGAGAGGCCUCCACCGUUACGAUUCCCAUGGCUUUGCAGAGGGAGGGGCGGACAUUGUCCUUGCCCGCCUGUCCCAGUCUAUUUUUUGCGGCAGGGUGGGGGGGAGGCUCAAGGAGAAGGCAGCCAGACGUUGGCUAGGAAGCUAUUUCAGAUGGGGCGAGGGGAAGAGAGAGGCAAGUCAAGAGGAUUUGCACAGGGAUCCAGGCCUUUCCAGUGUCUCCCGAGUCUGUUUAAUCGACUCUGCCCAUCUUCCCUGCAGCCUAGGAUUUUGUUGAAUUUUGGGUGAAUUUUCUUUGGAUUAGGUUGACAGAGUCCCUGACUUCCUUUAUCUCGGUUCUGUUUUUUUCUGGAAAAGAGUGGGGGGCAAUUUGGCUCACAGAAAGAGAAAAAGAGGGGUGGAGAAGCAGCACAGGGGAGCCCUGCAUUCCAUGAAGGCAAGUAUUCGAUGCCCCUCGAGCGAACGCUACCUUUUUCCUGCUUUCAGCCCCUCGGCCCCCUUGGGUUUGCCUGAACCAGCAUUCAACCCACCUGCUACUUAAGACCCAUUUUUUGCUGCCUUGUUUAUCAAAUGGACCACGUGUAGUUUAUCCUCCGGAUCAGAGACUGUGUCUUCUUUUUCCAAGCUGUUCUUCAGUAUUUUAAAUGAGAAUGCCAUCGCUCGAUAUACCAUAAAGAAUCACUUUUUGUUGUUGUCGGUUUCCUUUUAAGUGUUGUUUUUUCCCCUCCCUUGCAACUCUUCCCUCCCCUCCAACCUCCAUCUACAGUCUUUUUAUCUUCUGAAUCAUGUCUGAGCUCAAAACUUUGGUGCUGCACACUGACCCCCUCCCCCAAAGCACCUUCCGCCUGGAACCAGAAAGGAGCUUUGGUAGGAGAAGGGUGGGGUGGGGGGUAUGGCAGAGUCGUGUCCCAAGGAAUGGACGGGGAAAACACAAGGCAACCCCCCCACCCCCUUCGUGGCCACUUCAUCGCUGUAACGGUGUACCAGGUACACUCCGUUUCAAACUUAGUGUCUUCUGUUUGCUAUCGAAAGUUGAAUAAAAGUCUUUAAUAAGAAAAACAA